Colletotrichum karsti is the source of this 1008-nucleotide messenger RNA. Its product is annotated as ATP phosphoribosyltransferase. Lineage: Eukaryota; Fungi; Ascomycota; Sordariomycetes; Glomerellales; Glomerellaceae. Gene Ontology annotation, cellular component: cytoplasm. The record is from RefSeq and is a predicted model, not a curated record. The coding region runs from base 1 to 1008 and encodes 335 amino acids. Gene Ontology annotation, molecular function: ATP phosphoribosyltransferase activity; magnesium ion binding. The transcript is spliced from 3 exons. Gene Ontology annotation, biological process: L-histidine biosynthetic process.
AUGGCAAAGUUCGAGGAGAAGCUAAUCGCAGAGGAAAGCCUAGAGGGCCGCCUGCUGUUCGCGGUGCCUAAGAAGGGCCGUCUCAAUGCCGCUACCCUGAACCUGCUCGAGGGUGCCGACAUCCAGUUCCGCCGUGAGAGCCGUCUCGAUAUCGCCCUCGUGAAGAACCUCCCCAUCGCCCUCAUCUUCCUCCCGGCUGCCGAUAUUCCCACCUUCGUCGGCGAGGGCCGUGUCGACCUUGGCAUUACCGGAUGGGACCAGGUCAAGGAGCACGAUGCCGGCGUCAUCUCCUACAACAAGUCCCGUCGGGCCUCGGUCGACCUCGACAACGGCGACCUGAAGCCUACCGGAGGUUGCGAGAUGGUCAUGGAGCUCGGGUUCGGCGCCUGCAAGCUCCAGGUCCAGGUCCCUGAGAAGGGUGCCUAUGCCACGACGCAGGACCUCAUUGGCAAGACAAUUGGCACCAGCUUUGUCAACCUGGCCGAGGAGCACUUUGCCAAGCUCGAGCUUGGUGUUGAUGCCGACGGCAACAGCAACACGUCGCCGAGAAAGCUGCGCACCAAGAUCAUUGAGUUGAGUGGAAGUGUCGAGGCUGCUUGCGCGCUUGGCGUUGCCGACGGCAUUGUCGAUCUUGUUGAGUCUGGUGAGACCAUGAGAGCUGCAGGUCUCAAGGCCAUCGACACGGUCGUCGACUCCCAGUCCUGCCUCAUCAAGUCCCGUUCGCCGUCCAACCCUGAGCUUCUCGAGCUCAUCGCCGCCCGUAUUCGCGGUGUCAUCACCGCCCAGAAGUUCGUCCUCUGCCAGUACAACAUCGAGAGGUCACGCCUCGGCGAGGCCAAGCAGAUCACUCCCGGAAAGCGCGCCCCGACCAUCACCACGCUGGACGAGGAGGGCUGGGUGGCCGUCAGCUCGAUGGUUGAGAAGAAGAAGAUUGCUCUGGUGAUGGACGAUUUGACCCGCGUUGGCGCCCAGGACAUUUUGGUGCUUGAUAUCCACAACACUCGAUAG